This is a messenger RNA of Girardinichthys multiradiatus, 2773 nucleotides long. It is a transcript of the gene sh2d5, whose product is annotated as SH2 domain containing 5. The coding region runs from base 644 to 1999 and encodes 451 amino acids. The record is from RefSeq and is a predicted model, not a curated record. Lineage: Eukaryota; Metazoa; Chordata; Actinopteri; Cyprinodontiformes; Goodeidae. Gene Ontology annotation, cellular component: postsynaptic density. The transcript has 9 exons.
UUGAUGAUAUUCUAAUUUAUUGAGAUGCUUCUAGAAUACCAUAGUGUCCAUCAGCCAUAACAUUAUGACCUUAAUCUGUACUGGAUAAUAUUGAGGGGGGUGGGAUGCUGUUGCCACUUGGGGGCACCGCGGAUCUUUAGAAAUUAGGCAAACGUAAACAACAAAUAAAAAAAGUCUCAUGUUGCAACAACAUGAGGAACUUUGCUCGUUUUUGUUGUUUAGUGGUUUCGUUGUUUGCUUUGUUUUGACCCUUAAUAAUACUUUUAGGAAGUUAAACCAAAACACGUCAGGCCAGAUUACUUUUACGGAGGAGGACUUGCUCUUAUGUUUUCAUUGUGACCUUUCCUGAGUUUUUGUGUUGAGCAAUAAGGAGGAAUGUUUGUGGGAAAGAAACAGCUGGGGGUGGGGGUUGACUCAAAGCGUCGUCUUCCGCUGUCUUCCAUAUCUUGGGAGAAGUGUUCAUAUUCGCCUCCUUCCAUAGAGCCCCGCCCCGGUCCGACUGCACACCUGAGCAGCCGCAGGUAAAGUCGAAGCGGACCUCAGUGUGUCUGCUUACUUACAAGACGCGAAGAAGACGGGGGUUGGAGGAGGUAGAGGUUCCGACUCGGAACUGCUGUAGUUGUUGCUGGAUAAAACGGACAGUAUGGGAGAGGCACCGGCCAGAGAAGAUUGUACAGUGACACGAUCAGCAGAGUAUGUUGGCUCAUUUCUUGUGGAUGACUGCUGUUUGGAUGAUCAGAUGAAGCAACUGCACACACAACUGAAGUACUUAAAGGCAUGCGAGAGAAGCAGGCCAGUGACCCUAAAGUUCUCCCUCAAAGGGGUGAAGAUGUAUGAUGAGGAUGACAUGACCCUCCUCAUGGCCCAUGCUUUGCGAAGAGUCUCUCUGUCCACUGCCCGCCCAACAGAUGCCCAGUUUGCCUUCGUCUCCCAUAACCCAGGCAGCACCGAUGGUCAACUUUACUGCCAUGUCUUUAAAGCAAGACAUGCACGGGCGGCCCAAUUCCUGAACCUGCUGCUCUGCCGAUGUUUCCAGUUGUCUUAUUUGGAGAAACAUCCAGAAGAAGCACAAGAACAUUCCUCUGGGUCAUUGCCUCAACGUAAGCCCUCGCUGCUCAACCACGGCUUCCCUCUUAGCGUCAGCGCCCUGGUUUCCUUCAGAAGAGCCCCCUUUCGAGGAUUGCUGUUGAGCACAAUGCAAUCGAAGAAGUCCUCCAAUGACCUUCAUGGCACCCAGGAUGAAGUUUUUUCACCCUUCACUCCCUCAUUGAUGCGCAAGAAAGUCAUCCGCACCAAAGGACUACGCUCUGGGGCUUACCGCUCCUUCACUUUCACACCACUCAAACAGCUCAGCGUUCAGGAGGACAUGAGUGUGUCACAAGGUGGGCCAAGAGUUCACAGAGCUCUAUCAAGAGUCAAAGAAAUGAUUAGAAAAAGGUCAAGACAAAGUGCCAGUGAGGAGAUCGCGGGCUCCAAGCUUAGCCGAAACAGAAGAAGCAUUGGCUCAAGUAGUGUGGUGUUGGGCUGGUCUCGCAACGCAAGUGUCUCAAAGUUCUUAAAGUAUCUUGCCUUCACUGAUUUCUUUAUGUCAUUAAUACAUCAGUGGUUUUCUCUCCUUGGUUGCAGUGACAGCUGCUACUCCCUCCUUGCAGAUGAUGUUCUGGGAUCAUACCUUUUGUGCCCACAUCCUAAAAAACCUAAACAUGGUUCUCUCAUUAUUCGCUUCCCCUCUGGCCUGGUCACCCACCUCAUAGAAAACCCUCGUAAAGGGAAAUUCAUGUUGGAGAAAUGCAAAACAGAAUUCAGUUCCAUUGCUGAGCUCAUUGAAUACUACUCAGUGAUCCUGGAUGAGCUGCCUUGUCAACUGAGCUGUGCACGGGUGAACCACUGUUAUGAGUGGGAGGAAAAUGCCAACACAAAAAGGCUGCAAAGCUUUACAAAAGCCCAACUAAAGCCAGAGUUAAAAGUACCCCCCAAAGGGAAUGAGUAUAAACCCUGAGAGAAGUGAGCUGCCAACCUUAGAGGAAACAAAAUAAGAGACACUUUUCUAUUUCUUUUGCACAUUCUUUUUUAGAAUAUAAAUCACAUGGUAUAAAGGGGACUUUUCACUCACUGUAAAACACAUUGUACCUCAGCGUUGGCACUUGUACAUGCUCUGUAUCCACCAAAUUUCAUCUUGGUACUUAUUUGUCAGAGGUAAUAUUGAGUGUUUGCAGCUUUUAUGUCAAGUCAAUUUUAAAAGUAUUUUACAUGCCUGUAAGGCAUUUGGAUUUUAAAUGUUUUUAGAUAUAAAACUUUUAACGUAUGGACUUUAUGGCAGGGCCUUAACUUCUCCUUCGUUUUUUAAAUUUUUCCUCGAUCUUCUACAGAUGUUACCUCAGUAAAUAACCAUGUUUGUUUUUAUCGUGUCUACACAUUACUCUGUUUAGAAGACCAAAUGCAGUGUUCCAUAUUAUUUUGAGUUUAUUUCACAUUGUGUACAGUUUUUUGUAUCAACGUUUAGAACAUAUCUACAUUAUUUACAAUAAUAGGAGAUUUCUGAUUCAUCACGUCUGCUGAGCUGUGUACCAUGACCAGUCUACAUACAGGUUUUAUGUCCAUUUAACAAUAAAUCCUGGACUCUCUUUUCAGUCCACAUCCCAACAUAAAAUGUGUCCUAUUCUUUACUUUUUUGCAUGCUUGACAAAAAAGUGUAGGGUUACAGCUUCAUUGUCGAUGAGUUAUGAACCCUUAUCCAAUGUGUAUGUGUACUUCAAAUUAAACUGAAGCUUCA